Molecule: messenger RNA, 387 nt
Organism: Babesia microti strain RI
Lineage: Eukaryota; Apicomplexa; Aconoidasida; Piroplasmida; Babesiidae
Product: conserved Plasmodium protein, unknown function
Exons: 4
Coding region: 1-387 (128 amino acids)
Source: RefSeq, a predicted model, not a curated record
AUGAAAAAAUCAAAGAAACCCCAAAACAAAGAAUUUAAAUCUAUAGUAUCUGACAUUCGCAACCUAGUAUACCCUCGUUUGGACAAUCGGCACAAAAAACACUUGGAUGAAAUGAAGCUUAGGGCCUUGGGUGGAAAGGUAAAGAAACAACGUGCUAUGCCCUACAAAGAGUUGUUACAACGUAAAAAAUCUAUGGAACGAACAAUCUCCAAGCAGUCUUCACUAGAAAAACAAUUGGGAGUAUCAUUUCAAUAUGGAAAAUAUCGAGACGUGUCGCAGGCAGAAACAAAAAAAAAGAAAGCACUUAAUGCCAAAAUUAAAAAUAAAGAUCCGCUUAGGGAUUACAAAUGUGGUGGCAUAUAUCGAAUAAAAAAAUGUGAUCUAUAG